Molecule: messenger RNA, 1896 nt
Organism: Candidozyma auris
Lineage: Eukaryota; Fungi; Ascomycota; Pichiomycetes; Serinales; Metschnikowiaceae
Gene: ABP2
Product: Abp2p
Exons: 1
Coding region: 1-1896 (631 amino acids)
Biological process (GO): actin cytoskeleton organization
Cellular component (GO): cell projection; cell junction; plasma membrane
Molecular function (GO): actin filament binding
Source: RefSeq, a predicted model, not a curated record
AUGUGGGUGGAGAGUCAGCACAGAGCAAUGGCUCGGUGGGUGUCUUGCAAGGUCGAACAAAAGGUGGACGACCUCACACGGGACUUGCAGGAUGGCCUUGUGUUGGUGAAGCUUGUCAACGUGAUCAUAGACGAAACGGGCUCCGUGUCUUACCUGCUCGAACCGAUCCACAAGAACCCCACGUUACACCUCCACAAGGUGGAGAAUAUCGACGACGUGUUGAAGUUUUGCAGACUCAUCUUGAAGAUCAACACCUGCUCCAUCUGCGGCGAGAACGUCGUAGAGGGCAACUUGAAGUUGAUCUUGGGGCUCAUAUGGACCUUGUUCGUCUAUGCCACGCUGACGCUGAUUCUGGUUGCUAACGAGAGCAAUUCUAUUCAUGAGAUUAAACGCAUCUUGCUUCAGUGGAUCAACAAGAUUCGCCGUUCAAAGGCUCUUGACGAGACCUCCAACUUCAGCAAAGACUGGUCCCUCCAGGCUGGCCUGCGUCCAGACUUGGCUUUUGCAGCUAUCUGUGACUACUACCUUCCUGGUGUCCUUUUCGACUACCAGACUUUUAAAAAGGGUAAACCGCUAGCGAAUCUAGAUAUCGUUCUUCGGGACGCCGACCUGAAACUACAUAUUCCCCAGCUCAUGGUUUCCAACGACUUUAAUGUGCUUGUACCUGACGAAAAAUGCAUGAUUUUGUACCUUCUACAAUGGUACACUUUCUUUGAGUUGACUCCCGACGUUCCAGACUCGCCGGUGGUGCAGCAGGAAGAUAACAAAAACGAUGGUUCUUUGACCAAUUUCAUGAAGCUAGUGUUGGAGGCGCUGAGGACAAAAUUGUCGUUUGAAGGCAAAGCUAUACGCCUUGUGGAUCAGAUCAACUCCAAUAUUAUGAAGGUGAGCAAUAUCAACGAGGAACUAUGCUCGACAGUCGUUCCUGCCAACUUGGGCGAGCUAUUAGAUCAGUUUUGCCUGGAUCUUAGCGGCAGUGCUGAUGUGAGUGAGCAGCUACGGUCACGAACACAGUUUCAACAGAUACUUAUGUUUUCUCAAUUCUUCAUUGACCUUCUAACCGCAUAUGAGCAUUUCACCAUUCAAAUUAAACCAACAUAUUUGCAUCACGACUUUCCCGAACUACAACUGUUGCUCAAAGCAAUUGGGCAUACGAUUUCCAAGACAGGAAUUCCUUGUUACCAGCCAGAGAAGAGCACCUCGCUCUCGACAAUCACCAUCAGACUAGAGUGUCUUAAUGAGCUCGAUAGCAUUGUUGGAGAGAAGAUGCUAGAAGUGUUGGACAUGAUCAGAAACUCAAAAUUGGCCCAGACAGAUAGACUCAUAGCAAAACUAGAAGCCCAUCUAAAGGCUAACAGUCGGCGCCCAGUGCCAGAAUCCCUCAAGAAGUAUGUGGACGAGCUUAGCCAGAUCAUGGAGAUCAAGCAGCAAUUGGAUCGCUUCCAUGCAAUUCUCGAGCCCAAACACAACACACACAAUUUACGUGUGCUUCUAGACUCGCUAGAGACCAUUGAUGUCCCUGAAACGCCCCAGACACCAACUACAGAAGAGACAAUGGCAUUUUCCAGGUUCCAGAAGGUUGUUCUGGAGCAGCACAACCAGCAAAACCUUAGUCAUGCAGACCUACAGCGUUUCCUUCAGCAAGUGACCGGUGGAGAGCUUCUGAAGAACGAGACCAGAGAGUUGAUUCUGCUUGUGCCUUCUAGACGAAUGCUCAAUCGCAGCGAGAGCGACGAGUUCUCCAUGUACAACCUGGACGAAAACACCUCGAUCGACGAGCUGGUUCUCUUCGACAAGGUCCAGGAGACAAUGGAGCAAAAACUCGCCGGCACGUACAACAAGCUCUACAAUUUGGCUGAGUUUGUCGAGAGGCUUGAAAAGGGCUUCUCAGUGUAG